This is a messenger RNA of Saccoglossus kowalevskii, 729 nucleotides long. Its product is annotated as D-ribitol-5-phosphate cytidylyltransferase-like. The record is from RefSeq and is a predicted model, not a curated record. Lineage: Eukaryota; Metazoa; Hemichordata; Enteropneusta; Harrimaniidae. Gene Ontology annotation, cellular component: cytosol. Gene Ontology annotation, biological process: isoprenoid biosynthetic process; protein O-linked glycosylation via mannose. Gene Ontology annotation, molecular function: D-ribitol-5-phosphate cytidylyltransferase activity.
UUAACGGAGCAUGACCUGGAUUUUGGUACUGAAUGUUUACAUCUGGCUUUGGACUAUGUUGGAACGAGAGCUAAGCUGAUUGAUACAGAGGGCGAUGUUUGGAAGGUGACUUAUAAGAAAGACUUGUAUGCUGCUGAAGGCAUUGCUAAAGAAAAAAACAUCCGUAUUGCGUUGAUUUCUUCAAAGCCAAACCUUGUUAUGCAAGAUAUAAAGGACGAAUUAGAACAAAAGAAUUUAACGAUAGUGAGUGUUUGCAGCAAUCUAUCAGAUGUCUCCAGUGCAGUCAAUGCCAUUGUACUUGACCUAUUCACAUUACCAAGUCAAAAUAGUCAUUGUCUUGUUAAAGAAACUUACAAGAAACUACAAAAUCAGUGUAAAAAUGGUGGAUCACUUGUUGUCAUGGCUCAACAUGGUAACGGAGAUGAUGUAUUGCAGCAAUACCAGCUUUAUCACAGUAUGUGCAAAAAGUUGGCCACCGAGGGCAUAGUUCAUGGUGUUUGUAUCAAUACAGUAUUUAUAACAACACAACAGGAUUAUGCAGAUGAUCGCAGUUUACUCUGUAAAGUUGUGACCAUGGUGACAGACUUGAUCUUUCACAGAAAUCUUGUAUUUAGUGGACAGGUUUUCCAGCUUCCCUGAAUGGUUCUCCAAACUCAACUCUAGAGCACAGUUACAUCGCAUAUAUUUUUAUAGCUACUUGUAUUUAUUUCAACAAUUAAAUUAUAUUAA